UGCGCACAAUGGCCAGUCAGAAUGCCAGUGGCGAUGAGCAGAUACAACUUAUCCAAGUUGACCCCGUCCGGAGAAAAGUUUCACUGGCGCUGACCCAGAUCUUUGUGUUGCCCUUCAUCUACCUCAUCUUCCUCAUGCUCUUAAUAUUCUCCAAGAAAGAGACUUUCAGAACAGAAACACGCUAUAUAUUGUUUGGUCACUCUCUCCUGGUAGACCUAAUAUUUCUUUGUCUGACAGAUUUUAUUGUGCUCUUAUCAUACAACUUUGUUUUAAUACCGCUGCAUUUCUGUAUCCCCAUCUGCAUGUUAACGGAAGCAAUUGCAGUAAGUGCACCGUUAACCAUCGGUGCCAUGUGCGUGGAGCGCUAUGUGGCCAUUUGCAUGCCUCUCCGACAUCAUGCGAUCUCCACCUCUAGAAGAGCCAUAAUGGUGAUUUUAAUGAUCUGGAUCCUGAGCUCCAUAACCCCCUUUGUUGAUAUGUUCAUUCUUGUCAGCACUGCCUCUCGCGAAUACUUGUCUCAACUCACACACUGUCACUAUGAGAUUAUGAUUCCGGAAAAGAUUCAUCACUUUGCUAGGGGUCUGUUGUACAUUGUGGGGCUUGUGGUUAUUUUAAUCAUUGAAAUCUUUUGUUAUAUAAUGAUAUACCUUGCUGCACGUGCAGCAUCUGGUGACAAGUCAGCAUCAAAAGGGCAGCGCACCAUUUCCCUGCACAUAAUUCAGCUGUUUUUAUGUACUGCUGAGGUGAUGUGCCCUUACAUUGAGAGUGUAGUUAUGCAGUAUGAUAUUCAAAUAUAUCUGACUGUCCGAUUUAUAAAUUUCCUUACAUUUAGUAUCACUUCUAGAGCUGUAAGUCCUCUCGUCUAUGGGUUUAGAGAUGAGAAAUUCUAUGCAGCAAUGGCUUAUUAUAUCAGAUACAAAAACAAUAUUAUCUCAUCUGACACUGAUAAACAAACAUGA
This is a messenger RNA of Rhinichthys klamathensis goyatoka, 959 nucleotides long. RefSeq names its product odorant receptor 131-2-like. The transcript has a single exon. The record is from RefSeq and is a predicted model, not a curated record. Gene Ontology annotation, biological process: G protein-coupled receptor signaling pathway. Gene Ontology annotation, cellular component: membrane. NCBI's taxonomy places the organism in Eukaryota, Metazoa, Chordata, Actinopteri, Cypriniformes, Leuciscidae. Gene Ontology annotation, molecular function: G protein-coupled receptor activity. Bases 9 to 959 code for a protein of 316 amino acids.